AUGCCUUCUCUCGAAAAAGUCGCUAUCAUUGGUUCCGGUAACUGGGGUUCUGCUAUUGCCAAGAUUGUUGGUACAAACACUGCUCGUCACAUUGAUCUAUUCGAACCUACCGUUCGUCAAUGGGUAUUCGAAGAACAAAUCGAUGGUAAAAAUUUGACAGACAUCAUCAACGAGAAGCAUGAGAACAUCAAAUAUUUGAAGGGCAUUGCUCUUCCUCAUAAUGUUAUUGCUGUUCCUGAUGUGGUCAAGGCUUGUGAAGGUGCCACAUUGGUCGUUUUUGUCGUUCCUCAUCAAUUCAUUCAUGGCAUCUGUGAAAAGAUGAAGGGCCAUUUGGCUCCUAAUGCCCGUGCUAUUUCUCUCAUCAAGGGUCUCGAAAUCACUGCCGAUGGCACCCGUCUGUUUUCCGAAGAAAUUUCUCGUAUCUUGGAUAUCCCUUGUGCAGCUUUAAGUGGCGCCAACAUUGCAAAUGAAGUUGCUAUGGAGAAGUUCUGUGAAUCUACUAUUGGCUGCCCCAACAUGGAAGAUGGUAUGACCUUCAAGAAGCUGUUCGAUACUCCUUAUUUCCGUAUCAAUGUUAUUCAAGAUCAUGUUGGUGUCCAACUUUGUGGUGCUCUCAAGAAUGUUGUUGCCGUAGGAGCUGGUUUCUCUGAUGGUCUUGGUCAUGGCAGCAACACCAAGGCUGCUAUUAUCCGUUUAGGUCUCAUGGAAAUGCGCAAAUUUGGCCAAACUUUCUUUGGUGAUGCUGUUCAAACUGAAACUUUCUUUGAAUCCUGUGGUGCUGCUGAUUUGAUCACUACAUGUAAUGGUGGCCGCAACAGAAAGGUUGCGGAAGCAUUUGUUUUGACUGGUAAACCCAUCGAACAAUUAGAAACUGAGCUGUUGAACGGUCAAAAGCUCCAAGGUACCUUAACAGCUCAAGAGGUGAAUCAAUUCUUACAAGCCAGAAACAUGCAACACGAGUUUCCUCUCUUCAAUACUGUCUACCGUAUUGUGUAUGAAGGUGUUUCUCCUGAACUUAUUACUGUUGAUAUCUAA
Molecule: messenger RNA, 1035 nt
Organism: Mucor velutinosus
Lineage: Eukaryota; Fungi; Mucoromycota; Mucoromycetes; Mucorales; Mucoraceae
Exons: 1
Coding region: 1-1035 (344 amino acids)
Biological process (GO): carbohydrate metabolic process; glycerol-3-phosphate catabolic process
Cellular component (GO): nucleus; glycerol-3-phosphate dehydrogenase (FAD) complex; cytosol
Molecular function (GO): NAD binding; glycerol-3-phosphate dehydrogenase [NAD(P)+] activity; protein homodimerization activity
Source: RefSeq, a predicted model, not a curated record